AUGGCGGGCUCCGAUCUCGUUGACCAUUCCCCUCACCAUCCCACCAAAGCCUCACGGCUUGAUAGCGCUUCAAAUGUCAUUCUGAUCGACAACUAUGAUUCUUUUACCUGGAAUGUUUACCAGUAUCUGGUUCUUGAGGGCGCCACCGUCCAAGUGUUUCGCAAUGAUGAAUUAUCCUUGGAGGAAUUGAUCGCCAAAAAGCCGACUCAAUUGGUCAUCAGUCCUGGUCCGGGCCACCCGACCACGGACGCUGGAAUCAGUAACGCUGCAAUUCAAUACUUCAGCGGUAAAGUACCAGUUUUUGGUGUGUGUAUGGGUCAACAGUGCAUUAUCUCUUCCUUUGGUGGCAAAGUCGAUGUCACAGGCGAGAUCUUGCAUGGUAAGACGUCAGUGAUAACACAUGAUGGCAAGGGUGCAUAUGAAGGGCUGCCCACCUCGCUCGCCGUGACCAGAUAUCAUUCCCUUGCUGGAACCCACUCAACAAUCCCUGACUGCUUGGAGGUAACGUCUUACGCCCAGCUGGGCGAGGACAGUAACAAGACCGUUAUCAUGGGCGUGAGGCACAAGCAGCUUGCCGUGGAGGGUGUCCAGUUUCAUCCUGAAAGUAUCCUCACCGAGUAUGGCCGAGGGAUGUUUAGAAACUUCCUCAAACUUACAGCGGGUACAUGGGAGGGUAACGGCAAACAAUCCAGCGCACAGAGUGGCGCUUCUGUUGUAACUGGGUUGGCUGCCUCGAAUACCACCCCGAAGGUAGACAAGAAGACAUCCAUCUUAGAAAAGAUAUAUGAUCACCGCAGGGCUGCUGUUGCCAUCCAGAAGACUAUUCCUUCGCAACGGCCCGCGGAUCUUCAGGCUGCUUACGACCUCAACAUUGCUCCUCCACAACUCUCAUUCCCUGCUCGUUUAAGACAAUCACCUUAUCCGUUGUCUCUUAUGGCUGAAAUCAAGCGCGCUUCCCCUUCCAAGGGUAUGAUCGCAGAGAAUGCGUGUGCCCCUGCCCAGCUAGAGAGUAGCAUCGACGACUUGCGUGCCGUCCGCCAGAGCUUAGAAGGGGUUACAAACAGACCUGCAAUCUUGAGGAAGGAGUUUGUCUUUGAUGAAUAUCAGAUUCUAGAAGCCCGUCUUGCUGGGGCUGAUACUAUUCUGCUCAUCGUGAAAAUGCUAAGCGUUGAGCUUCUUACAAGACUGUAUCACUAUUCCCGCAGCUUGGGAAUGGAGCCUCUCGUUGAGGUUAAUACUCCGGAGGAAAUGAAGAUUGCGGUCCAGCUUGGAGCCGAGGUGAUUGGCGUAAACAACAGAGACUUGACAAGCUUCGAGGUUGAUCUCGGUACGACGAGUCGUCUCAUGGACCAGGUUAAUGAGAAUACUAUUGUUUGCGCACUUAGUGGAAUUUCCGGGCCCAAGGAUGUCGAGGCUUACAAGAGAGAAGGUGUCAAAGCAAUCCUUGUGGGAGAGGCACUUAUGCGGGCAUCUAACACAUCUGCUUUUGUUGCAGAGCUUCUUGGGGGGUCUUACGAGGAAUCUGCUCAAGCUUCACGAGCCUCGCCGUUAGUCAAGAUCUGCGGUACACGAUCUGAAGACGGAGCUCGGGCGGCUAUUGAGGCUGGUGCUGAUCUGGUUGGUAUUAUUCAAGUACAGGGACGAAAGCGAACUGUUUCAGACGAUGUUGCUCUUCGAAUUUCUCAAGUUGUAAAGUCGACAAAACGACCUGUCCCUUAUGCCGCUUCGACCACUCAAGGAACAUCACCUGCAGCCUCGGUUGAUUACUUUGAUCAUUCCACUAAUGUUCUACGCCAUCCCAACCGAGCCCUGCUCGUGGGUGUGUUCCAGAAUCAGCCAUUGUCGUACAUCCUGGAGCAGCAACAAAAGCUGGAGCUCGACGUAGUUCAAUUACACGGUUCUGAGCCAUUGGAAUGGGCUAGGUUAAUACCGGUGCCUGUCAUCCGCAAAUUCGGUCUUGACGAGACUGGAAUUGCACGAAGAGCCUACCACACUUUGCCCUUACUUGAUUCUGGAGCUGGUGGCUCUGGUGAAUUGCUCGACCAAUCCGGUGUUCAAAACGUUCUGGACAGCGAUGCUGGCCUGCGUGUUAUCUUGGCUGGCGGAUUGGAUCCCACAAACGUUGCUGACACAAUUAAGAAGCUAGGAAAAUCAGGUCACAAGGUUGUUGGGGUAGAUGUCAGUUCUGGUGUGGAGUCGGAUGGCGCUCAGGAUCCGAUUGCCUUCUCGAAUCCCAAGUGCUUUCCGACGAUCUACCUGUCCUGUUCCACAAACCAACCGCCUACCUAUAUUCAUACAGUCAAUAUGGGCAAGACUUUUGCAAAGGUUCACAUGUGCUCGGCUGGGAAGCUUGGAGACAGCGGUAAAAAAAUCCCGCAAUGGGUUCAAGCAAACGGGGGAAGGUAUUCUAGGCAAGUCACUCACGAUGUGACGCACCUAGUUACAACCAAAGACGCCUAUAUGAACAACAUCCCUGCAGAAGCUAGACGUCUUGGGACUGUGAAGAUAGUAUCUUAUGAAUGGUUGGAGGAUUCUCUACUUUCCCGUAAUCGGACACCAAAACGGGAAAAGGCAUAUCUCAUCGAGAAUAUCCUGAAGGAGGAAAGGAGAGCAGCAAAGGAGAAAGCCAGGAAGACCCCAAAGCAGCAGGGUGGGUCUAUGAAAAAGCCCACAGGAAAAGUAAACGCAAAAGGCGGCCCUUCAGGUGUCAGCCGUAGGAAGAAAUCUGUACUCACUACAUCGGAGCGUCAUGUAUACACGGACAUGACAACUCGUCAACCAUACAAAGCCACGCUUGUCCGACAGACAAUCACGAAACGUAACGAGAAGUUUCAACUUACGAUCUACGAAUCCAAUGGUGAACCGUGUACAUAUGAAACCGAAUGCAGAUACAGCCGUGUUGGUAAAGCAAGCUACCAGAUUCUUGCUCCAACAGGAAGCAGCUUGGACACGGCCUUGACAGCAUUUGAACGGUUUUUCGAAGAAUAUACGGGAAAGAGCUGGGCGUUACGUGAAGACGGAACCCGGCCCCAGCCGAAGAGAGAUGAUGAAGGGAAUUUUCUGCCUCACCAUGGGGGCUGGUAUACCUACGAAUACACCACGAACAUAUUUACCCACUUCAUCCAGAACGGCUCGGCCAGCAGCGCCGAUAUAAUCGGAAAUUAA
Molecule: messenger RNA, 3165 nt
Organism: Aspergillus nomiae NRRL 13137
Lineage: Eukaryota; Fungi; Ascomycota; Eurotiomycetes; Eurotiales; Aspergillaceae
Product: bifunctional anthranilate synthase/indole-3-glycerol-phosphate synthase
Exons: 7
Coding region: 1-3165 (1054 amino acids)
Biological process (GO): L-tryptophan biosynthetic process
Cellular component (GO): cytosol
Molecular function (GO): phosphoribosylanthranilate isomerase activity; indole-3-glycerol-phosphate synthase activity
Source: RefSeq, a predicted model, not a curated record